This is a messenger RNA of Mytilus californianus (California mussel), 1381 nucleotides long. RefSeq lists its product as uncharacterized. The coding region runs from base 49 to 1233 and encodes 394 amino acids. The transcript has a single exon. Lineage: Eukaryota; Metazoa; Mollusca; Bivalvia; Mytilida; Mytilidae. The record is from RefSeq and is a predicted model, not a curated record.
UGUGUUACAGGAUAUUAAUUACAAGUGUAUAAUAGUGUAGGGUAACAAAUGUAUCGCAUCAAACCAAGACAUAUUUUGUGGAGAUUUCUGUUGCCAUUAAUAUUUUUAUUGAUUGCUUGGGUAAUUUCAUUGCAAUAUAUUAACUAUUCCAGCGGGAAUAUAAUCCUACCAAUGCUUUGGAAACUGUCGGAUAAAUGUAAUAUAGGCAAACGAGAAGAUAUAGACAUAAUUAUUGGAAUAUGGGGUAAGCAAUUGAGAAAUAUCUCUAAAUAUUUACAACCUGCUCUAUAUAACAUUUCCAGAGAGGCGUGUUCUGAUCAUUUUUAUCCAGAUUUUGAAUCAAACAUUCGAAAAGUAAUUAAUUACAAAAUAAACACAAAUGCGCCGUGUGUAGAAAAUACUCAUCUAGAUGGUCAUUAUGUGGAUUCGAUCACUAACAGAAAUGAUGAUAUUCCAGUGAUAGUAACUGCAGCUUCAAGUGAUCAUUUCCAUGAAGUUCAAGGUUUAUUAAAGUCAAUUCAUACGAAUUUGAUUCCAUUUUACAAGAAUAUGAAGGUGAUAUUUUAUGAUAUUGGAUUAACACAAAAAGAGAGUAAAGCCAUGAAAGAUUACUGCAAAUGUGAAGUGAGGACUUUUAAAUUUCAUCAAUUUCCAUCACAUGUCCGGUUAUUGGAUGCCUAUGCUUGGAAACCUUUGAUUAUUUUCGAAGUCUUGAAGGAGUUUAAAUUGAUAAUGUGGUUAGAUUCAUGCAUUCGAUUUUUUAAUCAAAGAAAAUACAUGGUAAAAGAAAACCUCGAUUACAUUUUCAAAAAGACUAAAUUAAUUGGCAUCCAAUUACAACAAAGCCCUAGAUGGAUAGUGUCUAAACACACAAAACCAGAUACCUUUGAAUAUUUAGAUGAACUAGAAUGUUUGUAUGAUUAUCCUGAACUUGAAAGUGGUUGGAUAGUUAUUUCGAAAAAUCUUUUUGUUGUAAAUGCGAUUAUAAAACCAUGGGUAGGAUGUGCCUUGACAGAGAAUUGCAUGACGCAUCCAUUCCCGAGAUUUUUAAAACCAUGUUCAAAAGACUUGUGGAAGUUUUUGCUAUGGACUAAGUGUCACAGAUUUGACCAAUCUGUUCUGAAUAUUAUUAUUAUAAGGAUAUUUAACCGAUUUAGAAAAAUAAUAGAAUUUGAUGGAUCACAAAUAGCCAGUAUAUCUAGAGGUGAAAAAGUGAAUUAUUUUCCAAACUAAAAUCCUAUAAUAUAUAGACGCAGGACGUUUGCGCUUUUUUACCAGUUCACGAAAGGACAUUUGCGCUACAACCACUAUUAACUUUGAUACACCUGUACUAAAUUGACCGGACAUUUUUCUUUUUUAAACUAUAAAACUUUACCUCUAU